Miscanthus lutarioriparius is the source of this 636-nucleotide messenger RNA. Lineage: Eukaryota; Viridiplantae; Streptophyta; Magnoliopsida; Poales; Poaceae. The record is from the annotation of a GenBank genome assembly.
AUGGCCGCCGCCGGGUGUGGCGGCGGCGUCGACGGCGAUGCCAAGUACAACUCGUACAAGGCGCCGGGGCUGCGGGGCGCGUUGCUGGAGGCGGCGCACGUCUCCUGCCUCGAGGACCGGUACGCGCUGGGCCCCCAGCUGGGGUUGGGCCAGUUCGGCGUGAUCCGAUCCUGCUCUGACCUCGUCACCGGCGAGGCGCUUGCCUGCAAGUCCAUCGCCAAGGGCCGCCUCCUGUCCUCCGACGACGUGCGCGUCGUGAAGCUCGAGAUCGAGGUCAUGGCGCGCCUCGCGGGCCACCCAAACGUCGUCGACCUCAAGGCUGUGUACGAGGACCGCGACUCCUUGCACCUUGUCAUGGAGCUCUGCGUCGGUGGGGAGCUCUUCCACCGCCUCGAGGAGCGCGGAUGCUUCUCCGAGCACGAGGCCGCCGUGCUGUUCCAAUACCUUAUGGAGGUCGUCGCGCAUUGCCACAGCAAAGGGAUCGUGCACCGGGACCUCAAGCCCGAGAACAUCCUCCUCGUCAGCAAGUCGCCCUCAUCGUCGAUCAAGCUCGCUGACUUUGGACUCGCUACCUACAUCCGGCCUGGUACGGUUCGUGUCUGGUCAAUGAUUCAAUUCUAUGGAAGACACACUUAG